Molecule: messenger RNA, 12313 nt
Organism: Nothobranchius furzeri (turquoise killifish)
Lineage: Eukaryota; Metazoa; Chordata; Actinopteri; Cyprinodontiformes; Nothobranchiidae
Gene: frs3
Product: fibroblast growth factor receptor substrate 3
Biological process (GO): fibroblast growth factor receptor signaling pathway
Cellular component (GO): cytoplasm
Molecular function (GO): fibroblast growth factor receptor binding; transmembrane receptor protein tyrosine kinase adaptor activity
Source: RefSeq, a predicted model, not a curated record
UGCGGAGAAAACUCAUUUUGGCCGCUUGUAACCGCUAUCUCGUUCUUUCGGUCACUACCCAAAGCUCAUGACCAUAGGUGAGGGUAGGAUCGUCGAUCGACCGGUAAAUCGAGAGCUUUGCCUUCUGACUCAGCUCUCUCUUCACCACGACAAUCCGGUACAACGCCCGCAUCACUUUCAAAAAACCUGAAGAAAAAAUGAUCAUGACCCCUUAAAAAGCAAGGCAGCUUUAUUAACAAAGCACAUUUCAUACACAUUUCAGUGUGCUUUCCAGGUGCAAGGAAAAAACAUAAAGGUAGAUUAAAAAAGUAAAUUUAAAAGACAAAUAAUAUUUGAUUUAGAAAAGUACAAAGUUAAAGUUCACUCAUAAACUCAAAUGAAAAAAAUAAAUAAAGUCUUCUAUUUUAGUAUAAAAGUUAAACACUGCUUGGAGCAAAACAUGAGGAACUCGGGAAAAGGUUCAGUUUUUUUGCACAUUCGUGUAUUUAAAAAAGUAAAUGUAAGGAAGAAUGAAUCUCAUUGUAGGCAGAGGCGCACCAGCUCAUGAGGGGUUUUACGCCCCUCCUCCUUGUCUGCCAGGCAGACACACCUUUCCUCCGCGGUCCUCCAGCGCUCCUUACCUUCUUGUCGCUCCUCUCUGCCUCGUUGUCUGGCUGUGAACUCUCACCCCAGCUGCUGCUUGGGAAAUGUCAUACAGGCAGAGGCCCGUGCUGCAGUGGGGAGAGGGGGGGCGUUAAGAGGAAGGAGAAAAAUAACAUCUUUGCCGCUGUCAGCGCAUCAUUUACCGGAGUCUCUGACUUGCCUGUGCCACAUCCCGCUACCAGCAGCUGCAGCGGCCGCCGACAAUUUACCGCAGCCUUAAUGCUCGUUUCGUAUUAGGGCUCAUAAAAAAAUAAAUAAAAAUCCGUGCCAGACGUGUGAGUAGCAACCCGUCGCUGUCGUUCUUCUCUACCGUGUGUGCCUGUAGCCUCACACCAUAGGAACAAAAAGUCAUUGAACCGUGUCGUGGUGUGUGUGGAGCGUGGAGUCAGUGUGCUGGUUUAGGCUUUAGAUGCAGCUUUGGGUCUGUUUGUAGGGGGGUUCCGAGUCGAGUCGGGUCGGCUAAUUGGCAGGGAAUAAAAAUACCAGCUUUUAUUUGCUCCUUAGAGGAGGAGAAAGCACGGCCAGUCCGCGGCUGCAGGGUGGAUGUAGCUUAGCGCGCCAGCCUGCUCGUUGGGAUAGAAAGCAGCUGUAGUUUGCUGCUGAGCCCGGGUGUCUCCAGUCAGUCAGAUGUGGAGGCCCGGGUUAGCGCUCACACACACGCAAACGCACUAGAAAUGCACUGGUGCUGGUGCUGAUAAAAACCAUUGGGUUUGUUGUCCCAUGAAGACCACACUGGACAGAUUGUUUGGGUUUGUGAUCUGAUGGCCUCACAGCUGGAGGAGCCGUGGUUUCACUCCGUAACUUUGCAUGGAACUCACUGUACUUUCUCAGCAGCCAGUCGUUUUAUAGAUCUGAGAUUUUUGUGGGUUUUGAAGGUUUCCUUCAAAUGUUCACCCUGACUUCAGUUUCGGAUGGAUUUCAUCUCCAGGGAACAUAUGGUCCAUCUUGCCCUGAAGAUGUCAGUCCAGCAAACGAACCAGCUCAUGAAGCUGCUGCCCAGCAGACGAUCCUGGGAUUGAGGCGUGAAUCCCUUCACACUGAUGGCCUGGACUGAGUUUCAGCUGGUCUGCUGAAACUAUGGGGAGCUGCUGGAGCUGUCUGUACAGAGACCCCAUCCGAGACAACCAUCUAACCAAGUUUAAGGUCAUCAAUGUGGAUGAUGAGGGCAACGAGCUGGGCUCUGGGAUUAUGGAGCUCACACAAACUGAGCUCAUCCUCCACACACGGAAGAGAGAUGCCAUCCGGUGGCCAUACCUCUGCCUGCGUCGCUACGGAUACGACUCCAACCUGUUUUCUUUUGAGAGCGGGCGUCGCUGUCAGACGGGGCAGGGAAUCUUUGCAUUCAAGUGUUCCCGAGCGGAGGAGAUCUUCAAUCUUCUCCAGGAGCUGAUGCAGUGUAACAGCAUCAACGUGGUGGAGGAAUCGAUGAUGAUGAGUCGCAGUGGUCAUACACCAGAGAUGGAAAUGUCUCGCACACCGCAGACUCCCAACACUCCAGCCUUUCCUGUCCAGUCUUUUCCCAACGGAUACCCAGGUUAUCCAAUCAGAGGUGAUCCCUCCCAGCAGUCUCUUUCUGAUGAUCAUGGGCACAGCCUCAUGGGUUUGGAAGACCAGACUCACACCUAUGUAAAUACUGUGAGUAUGGAGGGGGACCUGUCCAUGCGUCACUGUGUGCACUCUCUGCCGGAGGUGCGGCCCAGCACUUUGCCUGAAACAACACGGGGAGCCAUGCCUGUCGGCGGCCAAGGGAAUCCUCAGUCUAGCCUGCGAUGCUGUCCGCUUGAGGAGCGUCAAGAUCCUCAGGUGUUCCUACAGCCAUCCUCACAGGAAGUGAAAUUCAUGCUGGGCCCCACUCCAGCACAACGCCAUCUGCUGGAGAGGGAGAGGCAUGGGCACAAUCCUCACAAUCUUCAGCCAGCAGAGGGUGCAACAGGCUCAGAGACGGAGGGAGACGAGCCCUCUAUGCACCUGUGCAACUCUCACUCCUAUCACCAUUUCCAUCACCAUCUGCAUCGGCACCCGAGCCACGAGCAGUCGGACAGCUGCCAGAGCGGCGAACUCACCUAUGAGAACAUCAACGGCCUGCGGUGCAGCCGGAAGCAGCGGCUGAGCCCCAGCAGCGUGUCGCAGUCGGUGGGUUCAAGCAGCAGCAGCAGCACUGGGGACAGUCACUCACACUCCCUCCUGCACGCCCACGCCCACGGCCCCACUUCUCUUCCCCCGCAGGGCUACGCCUGCGAAAGGGGCAUGGGUGGAGGUCAUCGUCGGACCACUCUUCUGAACUACGAGAACUUGCCCUCUCUGCCGCCCGUGUGGGAGUACAGCGCUUUGCAUCGGGAUGACGAGCAGGAGGAGGAUGAUGAAGACCAGGAUGAGGAUGACUAUGAAGAAGAAGAGGAAGACUUUGAUGAAUAUGAGUUUUCAGAAGGCCCAGGGACCCCUAACGGGUACCACCAGGACAGCCGGGGUAUUCACCGGGAUGCCCUUCAGAACUAUGUGAACACAGAGCAGGUCCAGCCCCCCCGACAUCGACACGCCUGCCCCCCUCACCCGCGGCAGUGUCGACCGGACAGUGGGGGGCGAAUAUUUAGCUUUGAUUUCCGCAGACGAUCGCGUUCAGGGGUCGCAGGCUGCGAUCACGGCCUCAUGCCUCCGUCACGGCAGCUGAAUUACAUCCAGGUGGAUCUGGAGGGGGAACCUACGCGCCAAGCCCUCAGCAGCGGGGGUGCCCAGCCACAGCACCAGCGCCUGCCACCCAAAAAGUGUGGCCCACAGGCACCCCGACGCAGCGAAUGCUACGCUGUCAUUGACCUGAAGAAGACGGCCGCUAUGUCCAACCUGCAGAAAGCGCUGCCCAGGGACGAUGGAACUUCCAGAAAGACUCGCCACAACAGCACAGACCUGCCUCUGUAGAUUCAAACUGAAAGGGGCACGACGAAGAUGGGUGAAGGCUAAUCCUCAUGUUAGCACACUGGAUCCUCCACCUUCCUCCAUCCACUCAACCGUCAGCCCGACUAAACGCUACAGGUACCUAAUUGGAAACGAUUUGGGCAGAGGAAUUUAAAUGAGAAAUCUCCAAGGGGAAUUUGCCGGGAUUUUCCUUUUUGUUUGUUUUUUAGUUUUUGCUGAUCGGGUGUUUGGUGUGAACUCUCUUGACAGCAUUAAGUUUCAUUGUUUAUGACACUUGAUGCUGGACGCUGAUCCAACGGAGAGGAAACACCUUUGUUUUUGUUUUGUUAGUGAAAGCAAUCAUCGCCAUGUGGUAUUAGAAGUUUACACCCAUUCAUAUUUUGUUUUCUAACUUCAAACGUUAGAGAUGCAUUCCUCAUUGCAGAUGCGUAGCUGUUGGUGUGAAAGAACGUUAACGAUUCCUCCCAGGUAAAAGGCCAGUGUUCAUACCUCAUCACAAGCACUUAAGUCUAAUGUUGUGGCUUGUAUAUUUGUUACUGUAUACCUAAAGAGCAUUUUGCACACAAUCCAAUGGAAUUGUAUCGAAUUGCAUUAUUGGAUCUGAUCUGAGUUUGAGGGAAGAAAAAUGAGAUUAAGUGAAUUUAACAGUUUGAGAUCUUUGGAGUAUUUUCCUUAACUGUGUUAAAAAACAAAAGGUAGAACAUGUGGAUAAAAUUUGCUUUGGAUGUGUUCCGUCAACAUGUAGAAACUGAGAAUCAUAGCAUUUUAUCACCUCCUUACAGAUCACCCCAGACCUGCGAGGAUGUAGAUUCAUGCUUGUCACGUUGCACUUUUGGAUACCGGGCCACUUCGUCAUCACUCCUACACCGCUGGAGUCACAGGAUGACUCUUUUUUUUUUAUCUUUUUUAUCAUGGGAAAAAAAAACACUGGGCCAAAUCUUCUUUUUUGUAGAAAAAAGUGAUAGAAAUGAUCUUAUGGAAGAUAACUGCAGAUAGUGACAUUAAAGAGAGAGUUCAGACUAUUUGAAGCCCAUAUUAAUAUUCAACCUAAGCUCCAUUUGUGCCAGCUUGGUAAAAGCAAAACCAUUUCUCCAAUUUGAGAUUGUUCAGAGUAGAGAUCAAUGGAUAUUGAUUUUUCUAUUGCCGAUACCAAUGUCAAUAUUUAGGAGACGUACGCAGUCGAUGGCCGAUUUAUGCUGCCGAUUUUAAUGGCCAGUAUCUAGACAUUUCCUCCUUAUUUUCAUGCUAAAAUGUCACAAUCUCUGGAGCUGAAUCAGUUUUUGAACUCUGAAUGAACCUAAAUGUUAAAUUUUAACUUUGUGCAUUGCUCAGUGUUAACGUCAGACACCUAAAUAAAGUUAAUUUAGUGUAUUUCCUAUGCAGAUGUUCUUAGUGAACGUAAAACUACAUGCAAAUUAAAUUGUGCAACAGCACCAGGCUGCCCGAGGAUGUGCCUGACUCUAAACCAGCUUUACUAAGGACAAAUAUUGGCCGAUGUAUUAAAAAAUGGUAAAUAUCGGUCUACCUCUAGUUAUCUAUGGUAGGUGGGAUAUUGAUUGUAUGUAAUCUUGUAUCCACAGCCUUUUUUUUCCACAGGUCGCCAUCUAGUGGCAGAAAGUGUAUUAAACCUUAAGCCCCUCUUCCUACUUCCGUGACUACAGCUGGAAGCAACGCCUCUCCUUUGUGAAUGCACACUUUUAGUCGGCCAUUAGAGCAAAAACACAUUAUUUUACAAUUAUUAUUCACACGUUAUUUAUUUUCAUUUAUUAUUUAGAAAAUAUUAACAUUUUUAUAGGAAAUGUGACCAACUCUGUAUCAGUCUAGGUACUUCCACAAACACGUGCAUGCUCUGUGACUGACAUGUAUGUCUCACGCUAUUGGCUAAUGCUGAGCGGCACUUAAUUUAUUGGGGCUCUACAGGAUGAAGGUGGACUUAGCAAAAAACAAAAAAAAAAAAACGUACUGCCUACUUUCUAUCACAGCACAGUGUGAGACUAUCUCUCUUACGAAUUUCUAAACCAUCGUAAUUCCUGGAAGGGGGAAAACUCCAAAUUGCUUCAAAAGAUCUGAACUCUCUUUAGGGCAUGACAUCACAAGAUGAAUUUAUAUUAGCUUUUCUCAUUAAGAUAUAUAUUUAUUUAUUUAUUUCAUAUUUAUUUAUUCAUUAUCUUUGAAGAAGAGUGUUUUAGUUGAAAUUUCCUCCAUACGAUGACCAGCGUUUUGUAGUCUAGUUGGUAACAUGGAGACCAAAAUUUCACCUCAAAUCAUCACUGGACAUUGGUGUUUUACUGUUAUUCUCGUGCUUAAUUAUAUAUUUUUGGAAAACAAAAUAGAUCAGAUUUGUAUUUUAAGUGCCGAAAUCUAAUUGCUAACAGAAGGAUGAAUAAAAUUUAAAUGUGCCAUAUGUUUUUUUUUAUUUUUAUCUUCAUUUUUUUGCGAGAGGGGUGGGUGGGGAGGAAUGGCACAAGAUGGAGUGGGAGGGACUAACUUAAAGUAGAAAACAUUACAAAUAAACUACUUUUUAAGAGUAAUACAAACUAAAUAAGAAACUGCACAUUCCACCUCAUCUACAUUUCUAGCCAUUGUGAAGGGAAAUGUAAAAAAAUGAUAAUCUUUCAGUUUGAUUAUCCUGGUUAAGGUGGUAUUUUUGCUGCUAAUUGUAUAUACCAAGAGUAGCCCCAGGAAGCCACAGGUUCUUGUUAAAAUGAAAAACAAUGUGAUGUCAGACUUUUUAUCAUGUUGUUAGAGAUAGUAUGGCUGUCGUCUUCUCCUUUUACUUUCUCAGUGGCAGAAGUGUGGGAACAUUUCAGAUGAUGUUUCAAUUGAUUCAAAUUUUGCUCCAUUGAGAUUUUUUUCUUCACCUUUAAUUCGUUUGGAGAAUUAAAGUAGUUCAUGAUUCAUUUACUCAGCACUCACGUUGAUGUUUGUAGCCAGCCAAGGAGGAACAGUUGAUUAAGGUUCUCUGCCGAGUUAGCCUCCAGAUGCAGACGUGGCGUUUAGCUCAAGUUGAUCCUUUUCACUUUUAAAUGAACCAUUCAUGUGGCAAAAAUGCUGAUUCACAGUUUCUAGGUGAAGGGUUGGGUUUUAUUUAAAGUGGUACUUUAAAGUGGUACUUCACUUAAAAAUAUAUAUUUUUAUUAUUUCUAAUUAUAAUCCGUCACUCUGACUUUAUCAUGCAGUUUGAGCAUAAAAAUAGUCUCCUACACCUAUCUCCUGAUUUAGCUUCUGAUAGAAAACAGUUGGGGAAACUCUAGGAUUUGAAAAUCUUGACAGAUCUACAUCACACUGUCACUUAUUCAUGGACUCACCCAUCUUGACUCACGACGGGGAAGGCUGUUGUUGGUUUAGCAUCCAGGAAACAGCAGACAACAUCUCAACUAAAAGCUAACCAUUAGCAUUAGCAACUCCUUCAGGCUUGUGUUAUUUGUGGAGAUAGAACAUCAGUGUUGUAGAGAAAUCAGUUAGUGGUAGAAUCAUGUUGCUGUUGGCCAAUUCAAGACGAGAUGUCCAAAUUUCAGGAAUUAGGACUUCAAAAAAAGAUCUCCUGCAGUGUUCAGCUCCGCUUUGACCUAGCUCACUUCUAGUUACUGAAACAGGCGCACCGGAGCUUUACCCGCAGUAACUUACAAAGCAUUAAUACCUACUACAGACCACUGCAAAAUGUAUUAAAACUAUGAGUAAAGUACCACUUUAAUUAUUCACAAAAAAAUCCCUACAGGUUCUACAAUGUUGAUUUGAUUAAAAAAAUUCCCAUUUCAAAACAAAUUCUUGAUUGAAAACCUGCAAAAACUUAGUUUCAUGUUGAAAAAUACCCUUUGUUAAUAUAAUAUGUUUAACUUAAUGUUUCAAAUAUCCUUAUUGAGAUAAUUAGAAAAUUAGGACAGAAUUUCACUGUGGGGGUGAAAUAUAUAAUAAACUUUUAGAUGUCUAAGGAAUUGAAAACUGGCUUUUCAUGAACUCAUCGCUGAAAUACAGAUGGUAGUCAAAUAGUCAAACUGCAGAAAUCCAGAAUUUUUAACAUAAAAUACAAGUUUAAAAUAAUAUAAGAAAAUCUAACUAGCAGGCCCAAACUACAAAUACAUGAAGAUAUUCUGGUUUCAUAUUUGGAGACAAUUUGGAAAAUUCUUUAAGAGUCCAAUUAGUUAAAGGCUUAGACUUUACUGUAGCUAUCAUUUAGUUGCAUUUAAUGAACAAAUGUUGAACUUUCAAAAGUUUAGUGUGAAUCAGUCUCAAAAUUACAUAAAAUGCCUUGAAAAAUCAAAUAUCUUUAGUAUCAUACAUUUUGAAAAGUCUUCUUUAAGAAAAGGUCAUCUUGCAGCUAACCGUCGCCACCUAUAUGAUGGAGGAUUGUUUACAUGUUUGCAAUAACAGGAGAACCCUCUUGUUGAUAUAAACGUGGACCAAUAUGUGAAAUGGUAAAAUAUAGAGCUGUGAUGUAUUAAUUCACCUGUGAAUCCUACUUUUACAGAUGUUUAUUUUUGAACUCUCAUGGAGAUCAAGAAAAUAAAAAUGCCAGUUCUCUUGAUCUUAAAUUGUCAUCAGCAGUGCCAUAAUAGCCAUCGACAAUGCUUGAAUGAGAUUUUGUUCUAUCUUUUGAAGAAGUGUUGAUGUAUCUAAAAGGAAUCAUUGAGUAGUGACAUGUGUCUUUAAGGUGAUUUAAGAGUGGUUUUAAUGAGCAGUGACCUCACGCUACCAGGCCAGUUUUUUACCAGCUUCUCCUGUGUUUACUGACUUAUAAUCAGAAUAAACAAACAUUAAAUAGCUGGACCACUCAGUUCCUCAGCAGCUUUGUGAUCUCAUCCCACCUGAGCUGAGACGAACCGCAUUGUGACUCGAUGAAUUGAUUCAGUGUUUAUGCUCGAGGCCCAUUUCACACAGGUGUUGAUGAGGUUGUGAUUAUUUCAGCUGAGAUGUGACCUGCAAGUAGCCACAAGUCCCGAUAACAACUCCGGUCAUUAACUUCUCCUUCACUGAAGGAGUGGUUCAAACCAAAAGAUAUAAAAACCCACCAAGGGCUUGCUCUGUGUUUACCGCAUCUAGUAUAUUUAGAGAAUUUUUUCACUGUGCCUUGCAUAUUAAAACUGGUUAAAUAUUUUAAUUGCUACUUAUGAGGGCAGGGCAAAAAAUCUAUGUGUGGUGAAGGUUUGAAGUUUGGGGAGGAUGUUUAAAAAAAUGUGCCAAUUGCUGAUUUAAAUGUGUUCUUUAAUUUAUAACAGUUUUGUUCUUCAUCUUGCUGGGAGUUUUAAACGGGCACCUCUCAAUCUCUUGUCUGUGCAAUAUGAGCUUAUGUCCCUUCAGGGAUGCAGGCGCAAAUCUUUUUUUCUGGCCUUUGGAAGCAAAAACUUUACAUGUUUGAAGAAACAAAUAGAAUCGGGGAAAAUGAAACAACCUAUGUUUACAUUUAAUGAAUUGUUAUUUCAAAUCAGAUGUUUGGGCCUUUUGGAGGAACUAAAAUGUUUCCCUUCAGGGUAGGGCUGGGCAAUAAAUCGAAAAUUUAUUGUUAUCGAAAUUUCUGACUCUUAUUGGGAUCAUUUUGCCCAUGUCAAUAAAUUUGAUAAUAAAACAAUGAAAAGAUGUGUGUAGGUUGGCAACGUUCAUGUCCCUUUAAGAAGCUGGACCACCUUGAGUCGCGUAAAAAUGUGACUCAACGUAAUACGUGCAACAUCCCGAUCUAGUGGACAACCCUUGUUUCUGCGCAUUCCUGUAGUUAUCGUCUAAUAAUCGUUAUUGAGGUGAAAUCCGCAAUAUAUCAAUUCAAAUUCAAUUCAAUUAAAAAAAACUUUAAUCAUCCCGAGGGGCAAUUGUUUAAAUGAUAUUAAUUUCAGGCCGUGUCGUCCAGCCCUACUUCAGGGCAAAUUGCAUUGGCUAUUUAUGAGUGGUAGGACUUGCGGCUCUUUGAAGGAAGCCAUUCAACCAAGAGCCGUUUGUCGGAAUCGGUAUUCCAUCUUCUAAAAAUAUCGCAACUCAUCUCUGACCAGCACUGACCAGAGUUUUAUUUUCUGUAAUUUUUUAACCAUAUUUGAUUUGAAAUUGUCAAAAUUUUUUCUAAAUGCAUUAAAAUGCUAUUAUUAUGUAUAAAGUUGAAUUGAUUUAUUCUAGUUCAAAGGUCAUAAUUGAGGUAUUGUAUCAAACAGGUAGCCUUUCAUAUGGCUCUGUACCCAUGAGUAGCAUACAGCUUCAAAAAGGCUGGUGACCUCUGCUCUCAUUAUUCCCUUUGCCCAAAGUUUGAAUAUUAAUAAACAUAAACUAUCCUGUUAUUGAUGUAAGGCAUAAAUGGAUGGCAAUAAAUAACAACUGCAUGAAGUGCAUUGAAAUCUUAGAAACAAGUCGACUUUGGUUUAAAUCAUUUAAAAUUCCGGUUUUCAGAAUGUGGAAAAUCACCAAGUAGAACAAAAGCAAAACAAUAAACUCAAAUGCAAUAAAAUGAUUCAUAAAACCAUAAUUAGGGAUGUUCUACGUUAGCUUUUUACCCAAAUCCAAUAUACCAAAAAAUGUGCAAGAAAUGGCUACUACUUCAAUUAUAGUUACGCCAGGUGUGCCAAACAAAACUAUCUCAAAAAUUAAAUAAUGGAUCUGUCAUAUUUUGACAUUUUUAAUGAGAGGAGAAGUAACUGAAGAAUUUGAUGUAUGUUAUGUGCAUGUUAUGGUAAAGUUGUGUCAUUCUAAGAGUAAAGACCGAUGCAGAUAAGUUUGGAUAUUUCCUUUUAAUGCUAAUAUCGGCCGAUAAUAAUUGAAAUUGAAAAUUUCGAACAUCCAGAAAUAUAAUAGAUGAUGAAACCAAGAUGUGUUUAAAUGGAGUCUGGAGCAAAAAAAUUAAAUAAUUACACCGCAUCUAUAAAUACGGAAUGAAUGCGGUCCUGUUUUCACAAAGAACAAAAUUCUUUGAGUCCAGUCAGAGCGUUCAUGCCGGCUGUGGUGCGUUGCAGAUCCUUAUGUGGAGAUCUAUAAAGUUUUUGCAUUUUGUCUGGACACCUUAUGCAGAUUUUCAUGAAGUGAAAGAAAUUCCAAGCCUGACAGGAAGUGAGAUGCGGUUCAACAAGGUGCAUCCAGUGUAUUUCAAAAUAAAACCCCUGUUGCAUUUCUUCCAGCUUUCUUUAUAAUUAAUGACAGGGAUAUCAUUUCUCAGCGUUUGAUGGUUCAUGUUGGUAUACCUUUAAACGUAUUAUAUCACAUUUCUAGCGUGAACUUGGGUGAACUGCAGGCUCAAAUUUCCGAAGACAUUCUGUACACGAUCCGCAGUUGAUGUAAAUGACAGUAUCUGGAAGCUGUACGAAAACCAGACCGCAUUCAUCCCACACUCGGUGUAAAUGAGGCGUUAGAACGGCGCGUACUAGCUGCUAGCGCAUCAGUCCACUAAAAGUUAUUUCUCUCAACAGAGGCCAUUUAUGUACUAGGCUAGACAGCAGUUAUUUCUUCAGAAACACACUUUCAAAUGGCUGAAAUUUUAAAUUUUGGAAACUUUUGGCAAAGACAGAGUUGGUGGUUUUCUUUUCUUACUCUCAGCAAGAUGACAAAUAAGCAAUUUUUGUAAAAUCUGGUGAACAACACAGAAUGAACCAGCAUCUACAAGACCUGAUGAGAAAGAACACGGUGUGUUUUUAAAAAGCCAAACUCAUGAGUGUGCUGCUUUUUGUGUUUCAUUUAGCUUUCUGUCAUACAGAACUCACGACAAUCUGAUUUCUCAUCAGCUGACUUUUGUUCUCAUCACGAUUUAGAAUGUAGAGGUGAUUUGUUUUAGCGGGAACUUUUCCUGUUUUUAUCUGAUCAGCAUUUAAGAUGAAAACCAGGAUAUGCAGUAGGUCAGAUUUUCAGACCGCAGUGAGAACAGAAAGGCAAGGCCAGCAGUUACGUCAUCGUCAUCAUCACCAUCAACAGCAGCAUUACUGGGUUUUAUUCAUCACUUCUGUGAUUUUGUGCAUACUUUCUAAAAAAAGAAAUAUCUGCUAUAGAAUCUGCCAUGUAAUGUAAUGUAAAACCUCAACUUGCUGUUCAUGCUGUGAGAUAAAUCUGUCAAAUACUGAAAGCAUCAGAAAUCUGUAAUAUCUCAUGUUAUUACGUGUAUUUUACUUUUUAUUCCUUUUUUUUCUGCUACAGGCUGCAAUUUGCCACCAGAGGGUGAUGUGUAUGUACGGGCCUAAGCUGUACAUUUUUUUCUUUUUGUAACAGAUUUUGUGUAUUUAUGUGCAGUUGGGAAUUAAAUCUUUGUGACUAUUAUUAUUAAAUGAAUUUAUGAAUCGAAUGAGUGCCAAAUAUGCCUGAGCAUGAUAAAAUCAGUUACCUGAGAGGACUUGGAGGUAACCUUUUAUGAGAGACUCGAGUGACUCACUGCUGAUGUAAAAAUUUGAAUUCACAGCCGGAAGUUUAAUCAUGCUCAAUAUUUUUGUUGAAAGCGAGAAAACUUUAAAGUUUUUGCCUUGUUUUUGAAAAAAAAAAAAUUCUUCAAGAUAUUUGUUGUACGUUUCUAUGUCCAUCCAUGGCUUAUAAUUGCAGACAGUGGUGGUCUUAUCAUGUACCAUAGGGGGGGGGGAGUAGAUCUACUUUAUUUUUUUGGACUCAGAAAAAAAAACAUUUGGGUCAUGUUCUUCUUCAAUCAUUCCACACAAAAAUUUGUGUGUUUAUCUGAACUCUGCUUCAUCCAAAAAAAAUGAGCCAGACAUUUGGUGAAUUUUAUCCUGGAUUUUAUCAACUAUAGACUGUGGAUUUGUCCAGCAAAAUGUAAAUGUACAUGUAAUUCUAAUAUUAAAAUGAAGCUAUAAAAACA